Zea mays is the source of this 3390-nucleotide messenger RNA. Its product is annotated as ATP-dependent DNA helicase homolog RECG chloroplastic. Gene Ontology annotation, molecular function: nucleic acid binding; DNA helicase activity; ATP binding. NCBI's taxonomy places the organism in Eukaryota, Viridiplantae, Streptophyta, Magnoliopsida, Poales, Poaceae. Gene Ontology annotation, biological process: DNA recombination; DNA repair. The transcript has 17 exons. Bases 245 to 3130 code for a protein of 961 amino acids. The record is from RefSeq and is a predicted model, not a curated record.
CAACCUGCUCGGUCAGGCCGCAGGCCGCAGCUGUUCACCUUCACCCGGCGGCCCGCGUGCGCUGUCUCCCCCCAGGCCCCCCACCUCUCUGGCUCUCUCUCUCUCUGCGAGUCUGCGACGACGGGGCUACCGCCGCCUCCGUACGCCAGGUGCCGAGGUCUUCGUUGGUCCUUUCGCCGGCGACAUCCACCAGAAAUUAUAUCAUCAAUUCAUUACCGGGUGUACAUUUGUACACAGUACACCCAUGUCCUUCACUGGAUCCGCCCCUGUAGUGAGGAUAAUAUCUUUGGAGUUUCGGAGGGGGCGCGCUAGAAGGAUGGUUUCCAAAAUGAGAUUUCGGAAUGCUCUCGGUUCUAGACCAUUUCAGUGUUGUUCGCGUGAGAAUCAUACAUAUGUCCGGAAGCUGUUGGACCGAGUGUCGGAGAGAUCAAAGCUCCUUAAAAAGGUGUCUGUUUUGGUGGGUUACAGUAAUCCACAAGAUUUAGUUGAGAAACAAAGAGCCCCUGGGGAAUCUUCUGCAGAGUUGAUUAGUGCCUUGAAAGAAAUCGAUUUCCCAGAAAUUACUGCAAAGUUUCCAUGCAUAAAAGUUGGUGAUGCAUCACCUGUUGAACUGUAUGAGGAUUCUACUAACAUGAAGUUUAAAGAAGCUGCACUUUCUGAAAAGCUCACAAAUUUCAUCCAAGGCUCAGCUCGAAAUUUGGAGUCAGCUUAUGAAUUCCAUAAUGACUGUCAUCCAUUGAAUCAAACACCCACAACUGCAGGUGAUCUUUCAAUCAGUGAAGAGAUCCCUCUCAUUGAACCAAUAGUUGAUACGAAGUCCCCCGAGUCAUUGUCAGAUGCUAUAACCUCUGACAAUAGUAUACUGGAUAAAAGUAUAAGGUGCUUGCCUGGAACAACUAGUAGGCAAUAUCGCCAGCUAGAGGAUGGUGGUUUCCAUACGGUCCGCAAAUUAUUGCAGCAUUUUCCUCGGACUUAUGCAGAUCUGCAAAACCCUCAAGGCCCCAUAGAAUAUGGGCAGUAUAUUAUGUUAUCUGGUACUGUUAUAUCUUCCAGGGGAAUCAAGGUUAAGUCCACUUUAGGUCUUCUUGAGGUGGUUGUUGGUUGUUCCAUAAUCGAGUCUGAAUUGAGCUCUUCAGUUGAGAGUAGUCACUCUGGAGCAGAGCAAAAGAGAAUUCACUUGCACCUCAACAGAUUUUUCAGUGGCGCACGUUUUUCUUCCCAACAUUUUCUUAACUUAAUGUCAGCAAAGCACAAAGAAGGGGAUCUUGUUUAUGUUAGUGGUAAGAUAAAAAAGGUGCUUGCUAAUGGCCAUUAUGAGUUGAAGGAGUACACAAUUGACGCUAUUGAAGGAGAAGGGGAACACAGCACUAUGCUUGCUAGGAAACCACACCCUAUAUACCCGUCGAAAGCGGGAUUAAAACCUAGUCUGCUUGGCCUUUCAAUCUCUAGGGCCUUGAAGAUAUUGAGCCCAGAUGUUGAUCCAGUGCCUCCCGAUGUUCUCGUUGAAUUCAACUUGCCUAAUCUCUUUGAUGCUUACAUGGGAAUUCACAAACCUAAGGAUCGAUCUGAAGCUGAUUUUGCUCGAAGAAGGCUUAUAUUUGAUGAUUUCUUUUACCUCCAGUUAGGAAGACUAUUUCAAAUGCUUGAAGCAGUUGGUACGCGGGUUGAGAAGGAGGAAUUGUUAUACAAGUGCAAAAGUCAUGAGCUGAAUACUGUUGGUGUAGAUGAUUGGUCUCCUCUUACAAAGAAAUUGUUGAGGGCUCUUCCUUAUUGGCUUACUCCUAGUCAGUUGGAUGCUGUUCAAGAGAUUAUAUGGGAUCUCAGGAGACCAGUUCCCAUGAACAGACUCUUGCAGGGGGAUGUUGGUUGUGGAAAGACCAUUGUUGCUUUCCUGGCAUGUAUGGAGGUUGUUAAUUCAGGAUUUCAGGCUGCUUUCAUGGUUCCAACAGAGGUGCUUGCUGUCCAGCAUUAUGAACACCUAACUUCAUUGCUAGAGAAGUUUGAUGGAGAUGAGAAACCAAAUAUUGCCUUGCUAACUGGUUCAACGUCCACAAGGGAGUCAAGGAUAAUUCGAGAUGGUCUGAAAACUGGAGAGAUAGGCAUGGUCAUUGGAACACACUGCUUAAUAGCUGAUAAAACUGAAUUUUCAGCUUUACGUAUCUCUGUUAUAGAUGAACAGCAGCGCUUUGGAGUUGUACAGAGAGGCAGGUUUAACAGUAAGCUAUAUACUUCUUCCUCAAAGUUGAGUGGUGAAAAUACAAGUUCAGACGAGGCUUCUGAUUCUGAAACAUUUAUGGCUCCACACGUUCUUGCGAUGUCAGCUACCCCUAUUCCAAGAACAUUGGCACUUGCUUUAUAUGGUGAUAUGUCUCUUACUCAGAUCACGGACCUGCCUCCUGGAAGGCAACCUAUUAAAACCCUUGCUCUUGAAGGAAAUGAUGUAGGGUUUGAAGCUGUCUUCCAGAUGAUGAGGGAUGAACUGAUAGACGGGGGCAAGGUCUACCUUGUGUAUCCUAUCAUAGAUGAGUCUGAGCACUUGCCACAACUCCGUGCUGCAACAGCUGGAUUUGAUUCCAUAAAGCAAAAAUUCGAAGGCUAUCCCUGUGGGCUAUUACACGGCCGCAUGAGGAGCGAUGAGAAGGAAGAAACUCUCAACAGUUUUAGAAGCGGAGAAACACGCAUUCUCCUGUCGACACAGGUGAUCGAGAUCGGGGUCGAUGUUCCUGAUGCUUCCAUGAUGGUUGUCAUGAACGCUGAGCGAUUUGGAAUCUCUCAGCUGCAUCAGCUGCGAGGGAGAGUAGGUCGCGGUGAGAGGAAAUCCAGAUGCAUAUUCCUGGCUUCAACUUCGAGCACGCUGCCAAGGCUGAAGGUGCUCGAGAAGUCCUCCGAUGGGUUUUACCUGGCUAAUGCAGACCUGCUGCUCCGUGGCCCUGGCAAUCUACUAGGUAAAAAGCAAUCUGGUCAUCUUCCAGAAUUUCCAAUAGCUAGAUUGGAGGUCGAUGGUGGUAUUUUACAAGAGGCCCAUCUUGCCGCUCUGAAAGUGCUGGUCGCAAGCAACGACCUAGCGUUGUAUCCACGGCUGAAGGUGGAGCUCAGCAUGAGGCAGCCAUUGUGCAUUCUUGGAGAUUGACAUGUCAACAGUACUGCUCGUAGGCUCGUAGCAUUGGGCGACGCGUGUACUGUGGAUAACUAUUGGUCGUAGGCUCGUAGCGUCGGCAAAGUUGACAUGCCGUCUGGUGAGCGAGGCGUGUACCAUGAAUAACUGUUAGACUGAUUGUGUGAGUGUGUGUGGGCUGGUACCAUUGUUAGGCUGCCGGUUCAUUAGGGUUAGAGUUGAGUCUAUAUAUUGUAACCCCUUCUCUAUGCAAUACAAUGAUCCACUUCACUAUU